CCAACCUACCAAACACAGUUAAUACCAACAUUUUGUUACAGUCCACGCUCACAACUCUACAAGAAGACCCAAAUAUGGAGAUGGGUGGGUCGUUUAGUUAGUAGGAAAUGUAAAGAAUUACGUCAUGUGAGAAGAAGGGUGUUGAAACGCUGAAUAGCAUCUUGCUGAGAUUUGAUUUCCUCAGUUAAACUUUAUAACUUCACCAAUGCCUGGUAUCAGCAUGCCGUUGGGGAACAUGUUCUGCUCCCGCUGUGGGGACGGGUUUGAACCACAUGAGAAGAUUGUGAACUCGAAUGGGGAAUUAUGGCAUCCACAGUGCUUCGUUUGUGCGCAGUGUUUUCGAGCUUUCCCAGAAGGAAUCUUCUAUGAGUUUGAGGGUCGAAAGUACUGUGAACAUGACUUCCAUGUGCUCUUUGCACCAUGCUGUGGGAAGUGUGGAGAGUUUGUGAUUGGUCGCGUGAUCAAGGCCAUGAAUUCCAACUGGCAUCCCCGCUGUUUUCGUUGUGAGAUGUGUGACAAGGAACUUGCAGACCUGGGUUUUAUCCGCAAUCAAGGACGUGCGCUGUGCCACGAGUGCAAUGCUGAGGCUAAAGCUGUUGGCCUUGGCAAAUAUAUCUGCCAUAAGUGCCAUGGGCUAAUUGAUGAUAAGCCAUUGCGUUUUCGAGGUGAGGUAUAUCAUGGCUACCAUUUCAACUGUACAGCCUGUGGUAUAGAGCUCACUUCAGAGGCUCGUGAAGUUCGCAGUCGUCCUGGGUUUGCAGCCAAUGAAAUGAAUGAGCUGUAUUGCCUGCGCUGCCAUGACAAGAUGGGUAUUCCCAUUUGUGGUGCUUGCAGGCGACCUAUUGAGGAGCGUGUGGUGACUGCACUUGGGAAACAUUGGCAUGUGGAACAUUUUGUGUGCGCCAAGUGUGAGAAGCCUUUCUUGGGACAUCGCCACUAUGAGAAGAAGGGCCUGGCUUACUGUGAGACGCAUUAUCACCAGCUAUUUGGAAAUCUGUGCUUUGUGUGUAACCAGGUGAUUGCAGGGGAUGUUUUCACUGCUCUUAACAAGGCAUGGUGUGUGCACCACUUUGCCUGUUCUGUCUGUGACCAGAAGAUGAACCAGAAGACCAAAUUCUAUGAAUGUGAUUUGAAGCCAGUGUGCAAGAAAUGCUAUGACAAGUACCCUAAUGAGCUACGGCGUCGACUGCGAAAAGCCCACGAACAGACGCCCAAGAAAUCACCUGCUUAGGUAUUUAGUCUCGGAGGAUUGUAAUCUCAAUAUCUGUUGUAGAAGGUGAUAGGUUUAGUGGUUAUGUUCAAGUCAGUAUGUGUGCAUCUUUUGUCCACAAACUGCAGGGUCCAUUUUAAAUAACCUUUGUUUUCAUCUGUAUUUUUUAUUCACAUUUUCUAAUAUAUGUAAUGAUUCUUGGUAACAGGAACUUUGCAUGUGAGGAAAAGUGAAAUUAUUAUGUAUUAACUGCACAUAAACACUUGCAUGUUACAGCAGUUUUUCACUCCAGAAAGAUCAACCUAACACCCUUCUUCAAAAUGUUGUUUAUUAUCACUGUUAGAUCCACAUAAGCUCAUUGUUAUUUGGUAAGUUAUUUAUCCGCAGUACUGUAUUGUUUUAAUUAUUCCUGCUUCGUUUUUUAUGUCAUUCGGCAGCAUCAAUAAUCUCUCCCCAUCUGCUGAAAUUUCUCUUUAAAGAGAGAACGUACAUAAGAAAUAUGAAACAAAAUGUUUGUAGGUGUUGCCCUCCCUUCACCUUAUACCACAUUUUUUUUUUGUCAGGUUCAGAUCUGGGUAGUAAAAUGGCAGAUACAAAACAAUGUGAUUCUUGAAGAUUUAAUUAAAAUGUACUUGUUAUUUCAUGGAUUGUGCAGUUUCUUGAAGGCAUAUAAAGCUGGUUUUGGCAUUUUAUAUUGAAAAGGAAUAUGCCUUUCUUCUCGCAAUUUUGUUAUUUAUUUCGUUGUUUGGUUAAUAGAUACAUUAUUUACAACAAUUUUCCCAGAAAACUGCAGUUUGGUUGCAGGUGCUAUGGUAAUUGCACAUCCAUCUGUGAAGAGGACAUUUUCUCAAGGCAAAGUAGUGGGAAAUUGAAGAUGGCU
Messenger RNA from Zootermopsis nevadensis, 2090 nucleotides. RefSeq names its product LIM zinc finger domain containing stck (gene stck). NCBI's taxonomy places the organism in Eukaryota, Metazoa, Arthropoda, Insecta, Blattodea, Termopsidae. Gene Ontology annotation, biological process: positive regulation of integrin-mediated signaling pathway; positive regulation of substrate adhesion-dependent cell spreading; cell-cell adhesion. The record is from RefSeq and is a predicted model, not a curated record. Gene Ontology annotation, cellular component: cell-cell junction; cytoplasm; focal adhesion.